This is a messenger RNA of Scylla paramamosain (green mud crab), 5251 nucleotides long. RefSeq names its product serine/threonine-protein kinase MAK-like. The transcript has 11 exons. Lineage: Eukaryota; Metazoa; Arthropoda; Malacostraca; Decapoda; Portunidae. The coding region runs from base 684 to 2288 and encodes 534 amino acids. Gene Ontology annotation, biological process: cilium assembly; intraciliary transport; protein phosphorylation. Gene Ontology annotation, molecular function: protein serine/threonine kinase activity; ATP binding. Gene Ontology annotation, cellular component: cilium; cytoplasm; nucleus. The record is from RefSeq and is a predicted model, not a curated record.
AUAAGAGUGUUGCACGAGUAAAUGACUGUAGUUUUUAUUUUUAUUUUUUCUAAACCUGAUGAUGCAGUGUGAGUUAAGUGUCACGUGACUGCAAUUAUUUAUUUUUCUCGUAGAAGUUGCAGUGAUCUGGUAAACGGUUAAGGGACAGCAGGUGCAGCAGCAGGUGGAUCGCAGUGUGUGUGUGUGUGUGUGUGUGUGUGUGUGUGCUGUUGACGUGCUAGGACACGCAUGCUCCAGAGAGAGGCGAGAGUCAGAAAGCCAAACAGUCGUGUCUCGCUCGUGAGGUCGUGUGGGUGUGUCUGCACGUUAUCAACGUACAGAUACAAAAACUAGUAGUACUAUUCACAUAAUUACACAAGAAAAUAAUGUACUGAGAUACUAGGGAUAACUGUACACGUUGAGCUAUUUUCACCUUUUUCCGUGCAAGGAAGGGAAUGAUGAUUCAAGAGGGAAGGUAUCGGACAAAGUGAGGGCCGGUUGUCGUCGUGCAGCACCGCGACGCUUCACCACGUCAGCACACGCCAACACAGCGUCGCCAUGUACCGCACCCAGGGGAAGGAGCCACCGUGCAGGAUGCUCCAUGCUGUACCCAUGCUGCGGAGGCGUAGCGGGGAGCGGCGGUGAGUGUGGCAAGGCGCGGCCGUGAGGGGGUGCUGCCUUUCAGAGGGCACGCCACAAGGAGCAUGGCCCAGAGCAUGAACAGAUACGUGACGCUAAACGAGCUGGGCACGGGCACUUACGGCUCCGUGGUCCUCGGCCAGAGGAUAGACACAGGCGAAAAGGUGGCCAUCAAAAGGAUGAAGAGAAAAUUUUACUCAUGGGACGAAGCGAUGAAUCUGCGAGAGGUGAAGUCUCUGAAGAAGCUGAGCCACGCCAAUGUAGUCAAGCUGAAGGAAGUGAUUCGAGAGAACGACACACUCUACUUCGUCUUUGAGUACAUGAAGGAAAAUCUGUACCAACUUAUGAAGUCCAGAGAGAAGCACUUCAGUGAGCCCAUGAUCAAGAACAUGGUGUGUCAAGUUCUGCAAGGCCUGGCCUUCAUGCACCGCCAUGGAUACUUCCACCGUGACAUGAAGCCCGAGAACCUGCUAUGCAUGGGCCCAGACUUGGUCAAGAUUGCAGAUUUCGGCCUGGCCCGGGAAAUCAGGUCACGGCCUCCCUACACUGAUUACGUCUCUACCAGAUGGUACCGAGCGCCCGAGGUGUUGCUUCGCUCUACCAAUUACAGCAGUCCAAUUGACAUCUGGGCGAUGGGUGCCAUCAUGGCUGAAAUCUACACCUUCAGGCCUCUCUUCCCAGGCUCGUCAGAGAUUGAUCAAAUCUUCAAAAUUUGCUCUGUAAUAGGCACACCAGAUAAGCGGGACUGGCCCGAAGGAUACUCUCUGGCACAACAAAUGAACUUCAAGUUCCCCCAAUUUGCAUCGACACCGCUCUCGACGUUGAUCUCCAAUGCCAGCCAAGACGCCAUCCAUCUCAUGACGGAGAUGCUUCGGUGGAAUCCCGCCCGUCGGCCCACCGCGCAACAAUGCCUGAGGUUUUCGUUCUUCAAGGACCAGAAGAGUGAGAUGAACAACCUCACCUAUGCCGUUGCCAAGGCGCGCAUCUCAGACACCGGCGUGCUAGAUGAUGCCAGCGGCCUCAACAUGAACAGCGACCUGAAGAGCGGGAUGCGCGGAGCAGGUGGGAGAGGGGGCGGCAAGGGCCUGGCUCAGGGCUCCAUAGGGAGUGGUGUGGACACCAGCACGCACAACGGGUUUUUGCACCGCUCAAAGAUUAGCCUUGAUCUGGAGCCCGGAAGCAAAGGCUCCGAAAUGGCUCUGCCACCACCCCCGUACAUGCCCUCCUUGACACGCAGACCGGCGGCAGGAGACGCUUCCCUAGCAGGGUUAAGGACUAAAGGAAUCCAAUCCAAGCCAUUUGCAGGUUCUGGCUUGAACAUAAGCUCUAAAGACAAUAGGGAGAAUGGCUACAUUUCAGGCAACAAGAACUGGUCUUUUCGGAACCCAGCGGCCACUGACCACAAAUAUGACGAGUUCGAAGAGAAUAAAACUAAUGGUUUCGGGAACUUGAGAGCUGUGAGUCGCAGCAUGCCCGGCUCACUAGUGUCCGUGCAGGCCGGGGGCGCAGCGGGCAGCAACACAGGAGUGGUGGGGCUGCGAACCCAUUCCUACCCCAGCACUAACGCUGCCACCAUGGGUUCCUUCGCCACCACGGGGCCCACGCGCUCUAACAGUGCCAACGCCAACGUCCACGGCAGGACUAACUGGGCAGCAAAGUACCUCAAGUAAUCACGUAACGAGACGACACAGAGCUCCUUUAUGCCUGACCCAGUGCCGCUGGCCUUCCAGGAGACAGGACGGAAAGGCGUCGGUGGAUGGAAAGGAUUCAGGUGUGUGAAUUGCGGCGCUGGGCAGCAGUCGUCACGCAAGAACCAAGAGCAGUGGUGGGCACGCUGUAUCUUCCUCAUCACAGCAAGGAUUUAGGUGGUGCAUGGUGACAGAAUAACUCGGUGCGGCACCUUGUAGACAGAAAAUUAAUCUUAUCUCGUGGUCAGCAUAAGGCGUAGACAGUUUGCUGGAAAUGCUGGAAAUAAUAAACUUAAGAACGUUCUGAGGUUUUUCGUGUUGACCGUCGUACCGCCCAGCAAACCUUCUCUGCUGUUCAACUGACGCUCUCAUCAUCUGUGAUACUUCAUACAAUUUCGUUGCCCUCCAAGAUCGGAAGACCACACGCUGCAAUGUGUUUCGACGUUGUGUUCAUGCAGGCCCUAGAUCGCCUCGGCCUGGCGAACCAGUACCCGCUCUCCCUGACCUCCCUGCACUGUACAGACCCACCACCAAACAACGAUAGCAACAAAUAUUAAUAUGGAAAUAGUAUGUAGAUUUAUUUAUGGUUUCAGUCAUUAAUUAAGUCGGGGAGGUGGUCAGUGGUGCAACCAGUUUCGUUACUUCAUUGUUCCCUUCAUUGUUGCCAAUCGAUGCCGGGUCACUUAUAAGUGACCUUAUUCCUCCUCAUGCCUGCCUCAGCCACCACGAACCGGUCAUCAAACACUUGGUGGUAAAAGAAACGACAACAACAAAAGGAAAAAUCUUCUGGGCUACUUUUCCUUCGAGAAGAACACCAGCAACAAAAGGUAUAAACGUGCUAGCACAACAUUACUGACAAUAAAAAAAUAAAAAAAAUGGUGAUCCAUGAAGAUAAGAUCCAUCUAUGACAAUGUGCUAGUCUUUUGGAGUAGGCAGGGAGGUGUUGCGCCACCACUGCACAUCACACCAUACCAUAACGCGGAAUAAUACAAGACAUCACACACACACACACACACACACACACACACACACACACACACACACACACUUAACUAGACCAAGAUCAGAAUAUGUAGCUGUGAUGUGGUCAUCAAAAACCAAGAAGAAUAGUAAUAACAAAUUGGUGAGAUAGACUGCAGAGAGUUGCAACUAAAAUGCCAUUGAGUUUGAGAGAGCUGCCAUACGAAGAAAAGACUGGAGAGACUUGGGGUGGUAACUCGAAUUUGAGAGAGAGAGAGAGAGAGAGAGAGAGAGAGAGAGAGAGAGAGAGAGAGAGAGAGAGAGAGAGAGAGAGAGAGAGAGAGGGCUAGACAAUUGUAAUGCAUAGAGUGGUGAACGGGUUUGAGAAACUGGAUAGAGAAAUCGUUAUCGUGAGGAUACAAGAGAUACAAGAGGUCAAUAAACAAAAUAAAGACUACUUACAGAAGGUAUCAAGAAAAAUGGUUUUCCACAUAGAAAUGUAGAUAAGGGUUACUGGAAGAAGUGAUCCAGGGAAGGGAAGAUCCAUGAAUGAAGUCAUGGCAAAGUAAAUGUGAAGACGUGACACCAUGAAUAUGGGUCUUUUUUCAUAUGUUACAACUAGGUGAAUACAACUAGGUAAAUACACACACACACACACACACACAUACACCUGUGUGUGUGUGUGUAUAUAUAUAUAUAUAUAUAUAUAUAUAUAUAUAUAUAUAUAUAUAUAUAUAUAUAUAUAUAUAUAUAUAUAUAUAUAUAUAUAUAUAUAUAUAUAUAUAUACACACACGUUCAGCAAUACAACGAGGCCAGUGCCUGAAUUUAUAAGCCGCUGAGCUACAGGAACAAUAUAUUAAUUAUAGCCUACAUUGUGCAAACGCAAGAUUAUGUUGUAACUGAUGAAAAGCAUCCCGCCUCAGACCAAUCAUGUCUAUAAAGUGUGUUUUACGUUAUCUACACAAUGGGUGACAAAAUGCAACAAUAUUCCCUCUAGAUUUGGAUUACGGGUACAUACAUAAACUUUGUAUUUUCUUCUAUCAUACCACACUCGUUGUCAAAGAAUCUGGAUGAUGACAGCACAGUUGGAAGAUAGAACCUCAUAAGAAUUAGACAGCCGAUAAGGACAGCAAAUAAAAACUCUGUGUCAAACGGUGUGAGGCAAAGUAGCCAUCAUUGUGUGGUGUUAUAUAUAUAUAUAAAGCGUUUGCCCGGUGCGGGAAAGGUAACUUCACACAGGAAGGUGCACCUAGGUAACGUGUUCCUUUCCAUGACGACAACAGUUUCGGCAGAAUCAUUGCAGCAGUGUUGUGUUUAGCGCUCUCUUUACCUGCCAUGAAUUUACACUGCAAAUAUGAGAUAAAAGUACUGUAUUGUGAAAUCACUUGACCUCACCUCCAAGUGGUCACAGCCACUGUGACUACUAAUGAACCAUCUGUGGCCGGGUUUUCGUCUUUACCUGUCGGACAAAUAUAAUCAUGCAGUGACUGGUCCCCAUAGCCAUGUGUGUCUCAGAAAUGGGUGGUCUGUUGGAUAAAAUAAAAUAAAAUAAAAUGCUGUCGGAAAGAAUCCCCCGUGUAGAUCAGCAUCAUUCAUUUCGUGAACUAUUGUAUAGAAAUUACCAUAUUAGCUAUUAAGAGUUCAUUCCUGUACAUGAAAACAUGAGCCAUCUUACUACAACUCCGUUUCACAGGUUGCAUUGGAUUAACGUAAAGUUAUACUACUAACGUUGCAGCGAGCACCCGGCACGCUGGCACCCUGAUUCCCGUGGCGGUGAUUCGCUCCUCAGAUUGAACAUUGUACGUACACAAUCCUGCCAAAGUAUGGUAUCUCUUGUCAUGAGUGUUUAUUUACUCUGUGCAAAAGCCAACUGUUACACUGACAUCUGGUUCGUGUGUAGCUAACACCCAAAGAAAGAUAGGGCAGAGGGCGACCUCGCCUUCCCGUCCGCCUGGAAGCGUGGAAUAAAAACAUGGUUUUGAUG